AUGGCCGAUCAUCAUGUUGAUGAGCCGCCUAACAAGCGAGCUAAAAUGAUUAGGGACCCUUUUCAGGGUCCCUCAGACACCGCGGAUGGGUUUUCGAACCUCGACAUGUUCGACCUGGAAAAAGACCUCCCUGAUGAGUUGAUGGCGGGGUCCUGGGGUGAACAGCCUGGUGUCACUGGCCCCAAGCCACCGGCACAGGGGCCUGGUCCUGGGGCGCAAAUGGCGCCGCAGCAGCAGCUCAAUGGGGAUGACCCUGCAGCAGCUAUGCACAGACAGAUUAACAAUCAUCUGAUACAACAAGGCAAGAGUGGUUUAGUUGGCCACAACAAUCCAUUAGGAUUGGGCACACUGGGGAGCAAGAGCCCAAACUUGCAGUCACCACCUAAUGUGUCUGUUUCUAAGGACCUGAUGGGUAGCCUGCACCCGCAGCUAAUGCCAAAUACAAGUCAUCCCAAUCAACUGCACUCAAAUAUGCCCAUGAGUUCCAUCCAAGGUGGAAUGAAUGUAGCAAAUGUUGGAGGCAAUAUGAUUGUGACAAACAGUAACAUGACUGGUGCUGGGAUGCUUGGCAGUGGAAUAAUUAACAAUGUAAAUAAGCAGCUCCCCACGCUCAUGACUAACAAUCAUCAUGGAUCGGCGCCUCAUCACCCGCACGCCCAAUUGUUGCAGGUGAUGCAGAACGGGCCGCUGGGCGGGCGCGUGGGCGUGGGCGUCGGCGUGGGCGUGGGCAUGCAGGCGGGCGGGAUGCGCGCGGCGCUGCAGCACCACGGGCGGAUGGCGGCGCCCGGCGGCGGCGGCCACCCGCUCGCGCCGUACCACCCCACGUACGGGCAGUCGCCGCCGGCGCGCUGCCCGCCCGGCGUGCGCUUCGGGCCGCCCGACGCGGGCGCGCCGCCGGCGGGGGGCGCCGCGCCCGCCGUGCCGCCGGCGCCCUCGCCGCAGACGCCGGGCGCGCCCGCCGGCGGACAGUCGCAGCCGCAGGCCGCCACGCAGGCCGCCGCGCCGCCCAGCGGCUCCAUCGCGGACCCUGAGAAGCGCAAGCUGAUCCAGCAGCAGCUGGUGCUCCUCCUGCACGCGCACAAGUGCCAACGGCGCGAGUCGCAGUCGCAGAACGGCGAGACCUGGCAGUGCACGCUGCCCCACUGCAAGACCAUGAAGGGCGUCCUCAACCACAUGAUGUCCUGUCAGGCGGGGAAAAAUUGCUCCGUGCCACACUGCUCCUCAUCAAGACAAAUAAUAAACCACUGGAAACACUGUAACAAGAAUGACUGUCCUGUAUGUCUGCCAUUAAAGCAGGCUGAUAGGACUAGAAUCAAUCCAAUAAAUCCGAUAGUGUCGGGCGCGGCGGGCGGAGGGGGGCGGCGGCGGGCGGGGCGGGCGGCGCGGGCGGCCUCGGCGGUGCGCAGCUCGCUGGGGGGGCGGGCGCGCCCGCGCCGGGCGACA
Iphiclides podalirius (scarce swallowtail) is the source of this 1443-nucleotide messenger RNA. The record is from the annotation of a GenBank genome assembly. Lineage: Eukaryota; Metazoa; Arthropoda; Insecta; Lepidoptera; Papilionidae.